GUAGGCACUGCACGCAGCCUUGAGUGGACGAAUUCAUAACAAACAACAUUCAAUCUUAGUCAAUAAAGAAAAUAUAAUAAACAGAAGAUUAUCCCGGGCUUCUUUCCAUCUGUCCUUCUGUCUUUUACACCAGGAGCUACAGGUGCUGUCCAAGGAACCCUGUAUUGUAAAUGGAGUCCAGCGAUGCAGAAAACCCGCUGCUGUCUGAAAGCUUUAACACCGGAGCUUCUCCGGAAUUCCACUCUCCCAUAGAGUAUGACAGUGGGGUAGCUACAGAUGAUGGAGGGCGAGAGACUGAGAGGGAGGUUUCAUUUUCUGGCAGCGAAAGGGGAGCUGGUGGAAGUCCAGCACCUCCACAGUCGGAAUCCAGGUCACAAAUCCAAACACACGUGACAGAGAGUUCCAUACAAACAAUGCAUGAACCAUCCGGCCCAUGUCAUAUUGUUACUUGUACAGUGUCUUUUGCAAUAGCAAUUCCUAAAGAGCAAGAAGAGCAGAGCAGUGAAAACAAUGCAGUAAAACAAGGGAAAAUAAAGGAAAAUAAAUCCAGUAACACAGCUGAAGCUCCCAAAGCUCAGAGUUACUACCACAUGGAAUACUUACUUCUCCCAGAUGACCCCGAGCCAAUGAAAGUGGACAUAGUGAUGUAUGGCAUGGCUGCAAAGAUUUUCACAGAGAAUGAAACUAAGGUUGUAAAGCCAUGGCAUGAAGGAAACCAGACAUGGCUUUCCUGGAGCCAGUCAAUGGAGAUUAAAGUCAAUAAAGAAUUACUGAUCAAACUUACCUCUCACAAAAUAGACUUCAAGAUAUGGGACACUAAAGACAGAUUGUCUGCAAAGGCCAGGUGUGACAAACCCAAAGCCUUCAGACUACCACAGGGAACAAAUGGAGAGGACCCUGAGAACGUGGGUGGUGUAAAACAAAUGAUAAUGAAACACAGAAAACUAUUUCGUAAGAGUCAGCCAAAGCCAAGCUUCACUGGCAAAAAAGAUAACAGCUUUACAGAGGAUAGGAAAGAGUCAGAGUUCAGGUUUGAGACAGGAGAAAUUGGCAUUGCCUCUUCCCUUACUGGUAUGCAGACUGCUUUAUCUGUCGCUUCAGAUGCAGACGACAAUUCACCACAGAGUUUUUUGUGUGAGCAAGAAGCAGCUGUGCUUGAUACCAGGACUGCUAAACUCAAAGCAAGCCCAAAACGGACUGUAUCUACUACAAGGACUGCAGCACAGAAAAAGGCCCUUAUCGAUCUAUCGCCUAACUCAAUAAAGAAAAACAGCAAGAUGGUGCUCAUUUCAGGUACUUCAGGUACAGUUCCAGUUAAAGAAAAGGUACCAGUUUCAGGCAGAAACAAGUAUUUGCGCAGAGGAGCACAAGCAGCAUUGUCAAUGACAGGACUGAUGAAGAAGAAUGGCAGUGCAUCAGUGCAGCUGGACCCAGUUCAUCUGCUGGCACCCCAGUUUAAUGAUGCUCAUGUAGAGGCUGGUCCUGGCUGCAAGACUUUUAUGUUUGCUUUGGGGGGAAAUAAAUCAGUGACAGAUUGCCUGUAUAGUUUAUCUCCUGCAAUCGUGGGUGGCUUUUGUACUGUUUCUAUUGAACAGCCUCUCAUUUCGGAGGAACUGAAACAAGAAUUGAACCCUCUUGUUAUCAAGAUAGAGUCUUGCACAUGUUUGCCAACACGCCCUGUUCCUAUUCAGGAACUAAAGGUGAAAUGUGCUCCAGUGUAUUGCAGAUAUCAAUUUUAUAAUCUGACUGACCACCGGACUGCAAGCCGUGAACAUGGGACACACGUGUACUUCAAGGAUGUCAAUGUUAUUUUUACAGGCCUGCUGGGAAAGGGAGAAUUCCGAGAGUACCUUAGCGGAACUCCCAUUGAGAUCGAGAUUCACGAUAGGGACAGGAAGAUGGAAAAAACAAGUAAAAAGUCAGCCUUGUUCGGUACUGAGCCCCAAGAUGCAAAAAUAAGCAACGUGGGCCUUGUGAGUAGCCAGCGCACUACCCACAAUCCAUUUACAGACAAGGAUAAAUUGUACAAUCCGUACGGCGUUGCAAAGUUAGACCUGUCUGACCUAUUACAUGGGGAAAAGCGUUUGAAACUGGCACUGCUGAUUCACGCUUCACCACUUCCAGAUCCUGCAGGCAUCCGUGGCAUGGGAGGGUCUGGGAGGAUUGUGGGGUAUCCAGGUUCUGUAGAUGGUCCACAGGACUCUUCUUUGCCGGCGGGACACUACUUGGAAUCAUCAUCUCAGCUCAAAGUAACUGUUGAAAUAGCUUGCCCACUACCUCAGAAGUCGGAGGUGAUUAAAGGUCAGAUGUCAGAUUGUCCAUUUGGCCGUAUCAUUUGUAUCUUUGAUAGUCUAAACAGCUUUGCCCUCAAAAGGCUAAAUUCAGAGAUAUGCAGGAUCAAUGCUGCAGCGCUUCAGCUGGACUCCUAUCCUGAGCACUUGCUUGAAUCUGCUUUUUAUUCCUAUAAGCUGAAACCCCAGCAAAGGGAAAGCACUGAACUAGAUAUCGUCACAGGUUUUCACAUUCAGGAUGAUGAAAUUCACCUUUUUGUGCUCGAGGGGCUGAAGGAUAAAGCAAUUCAAAGCCUGUGGGAGAAUAUACCAAGGUGUGACAGCACUGGGGAAAGAAUGUUGAAAGUUCUUUAUAACUCUGAUCUGUGCUUCCAUCAGCGCCUGUACGCUAGCCUGGAUCUCAACCUCUGCCGUGUCCAUCUCCACAAACCUCUCUCUGAUAUAAUGAAACAGCCUCUGGUCUAUGUCAGGGAUAUGGUACCACAGGCAUGUUUCCAAGCUUUGUCAAAAUUGGAUUUGAUUUGCAAGUUAAAAAAGCUUAAAGAUGUGACACAUUACAAUCUGUUCCCAUCAUCUGAGAUGAUUCUGAGCAUGAGCCAAGAGUUUGGUAUUCCACUAAGAAAAGCAAGUUUGGAUAUGAUGAAUGACUUCAAACUAACGUCAAACCAGUCCACUGUAGAAUUGUCACCUCCGGACUUCAAGUCAACCACUCAACUCAGCCCAUUAGAUAAUUAUAAUGAAAAGUAUGUGGAAUGGAAACAGAAUAUUAAUAUAAUGCUUGAGGCAGGGCUCGGCAAAGAUUUCAUUCAGGAUAAUAUCCAUCGUGUGCAUCAAGCUAGCAGGAAGUUGCAAAGAUCAAAGCCUGAUACAAUUGUAGCUGUUCCUGCUCCCGACAAGGAGGUCCACAACUACAGCUGCCAGACAAUGAACUCCACCGAGCAGGCAAAAGAGCUGCUGCGGAGAGAGAUGGCAAAGGAGCCAUCAAGGAGGUUCACAUACUGCCAGGAGUACCAAUCAGCCACAGUGAGUCCCGUAAAUUUCGAGCAUGAAGUGAAAGAGGCUGCUGCCAAAUCAAAGGCUGCCUGGCGUACUUGGAAUGGCUUCACAUACCCAGGAUUCAAGAGCAGCAUUGAGUGUAACGAGCAUGAGAAACGACCUUCUGAAGCACGUGCAGAGGAGCUGAAAAAGCCUUGGGAGGAAAACAUCCUGCAUGUCAACACUUGUGCACCCACCUUGCUCCGGGACAGAUGGGAGUGGAGCAAACGGCAUGUUGAUGUAGAGCUGUACAAGAAGCCCCCUCUCUUCUUUGGUACCAAACAUCCAAUCACAAUAUACUUGGCAGGAGAUACUUUGCAGGAUGAGCAGCUUGCAUAUGCCCGGAAACAAUACAUCAAUUGGCUGAACAAAGUCAUAACUGAUGGUAGUAUGAAAUUCUACAGGCGUUCUGCAGAGUCUGAGCUACGCACGAAUGGAGCAAAACUGGACAGGCUGCAAGGAAUGCUGAAGGAUAUGCCAAAGAAGCACUCCCUCAGGAAUCCGGGAAUGGUCCUGAAGCCCAUUCCUGCGUUGUCAGUGAUUCAGCGUCCAUAUGGCUCCGAAUCAGCUGGUCCUGUGGCGCCUACCUUUGGGUUUACUCCAGGUUUACACGAUCAGCACAGCCUGAACUGGGAAGCCAAUAUAGUCCCUCGCUACAAUAUGGAACACAAGAAAUUCCAACGUCUCAAAGGAGCAGAUUUCAUAGCCUACUGCAACAAGCACCAAUAUCUCUAUAAGCGUGCAGCUCAACCGCUCACUGAAGAGGAGAGGAAGACAACCCUGUUUCAACAGGACAAACCUCCAACUGACACAGCUGCUGUGAGACCCCAGCCAAUGGAAAACAAGAUAGAGGCAAGAAACAACAACACAGUUUCAAGGCAUAUUGUCUAGGUUAAUCAGAGUUUUAUUCAAGGGUACAAAUACACAUGCUAUUUUGCACAAAGAAAUUUGCUUUUGUAUUUAUACAUUUCAAAAAGUGUUAAAGAUGCAUUUCUUGCAAACACAGCUGUUUGUUCUGCAAUGUCAAAUAACCAAAUACUUCAAACAGAUUAGUGUGUGUGUGAUAUAUAUAAAUAAAAGCUGUAUUCUAACGAUUAAUUAAACCUUACAAUGAAAACACUGUAUUUACCCAUAAAAUAGGCAUGUCUUCUCUGAUUGAGGGUUACACGGAAGUAGUAUCAGAAUAUUAAUAAAACAGCAAUGGCAUUAUAAAUUAACCAAAUCAAAAUCACUGUAGUAACUGAGAUACAG
Messenger RNA from Polyodon spathula (Mississippi paddlefish), 4577 nucleotides. It is a transcript of the gene cfap92, whose product is annotated as cilia and flagella associated protein 92 (putative). The transcript has 19 exons. The record is from RefSeq and is a predicted model, not a curated record. Bases 171 to 4217 code for a protein of 1348 amino acids. Lineage: Eukaryota; Metazoa; Chordata; Actinopteri; Acipenseriformes; Polyodontidae.